Messenger RNA from Lachancea dasiensis, 846 nucleotides. The record is from the annotation of a GenBank genome assembly. Lineage: Eukaryota; Fungi; Ascomycota; Saccharomycetes; Saccharomycetales; Saccharomycetaceae.
AUGGGUUACACUUUGGCUAUUUUAGGCUGUGGUGUUAUGGGCCAGGCUCUUUUGUCUGCCAUCUACAACGCGCCAGCGGCUUCUCCAGAGACCAAAGAGUUUUAUCCGUCAAAGAUCAUCACCUGCAACAGUAGCAAGGGUUCUGCUGGUAACGUAGAAGAGUUGAUUAAGAGUUUUGGCAAAAGUGCAAACGAUAUUGAAGUGGAAACCACUUUCGAUGACAACAAGAGGGCCGUUAAUGAGGCUCAAGUGGUUUUGCUGGGCACUAAACCGUACCUGGCACAAGAGGUGCUAAACAGCGUGAACGUGAGCGAAAAGUUGCUGCUCUCGCUCGUGGCCGGUUGGACCAUUGAGCAGUUGGGUGAAUACUCCCAAUAUGUGACUAGAAUUAUGACAAACACCCCGGCGAAAUUCGGCUACGGUAUGGCCGUGCUGUCCCAUUCCGCGAGAGUCUCAAACCACAACAAAUCGUUGGUUAAAGAACUAGUUGGCAACAUCGGUGACUGCAUUGAGCUACCCGAAAAGAACAUGGAUGCAGCAACUGCGCUAGUCGGCUCCGGCCCCGCUUUCGUGCUACUGAUGAUGGAAUCCCUUAUGGAAAGCGGCAUCAAAAUGGGCAUUCCUUUGAAAGAAAGCAAGCAGUGUGCGAUCAAGGUCCUGGAGGGCACUGCGAAGAUGGUUGAGAAAACUGGUGAACAUCCCAGCGUGUUGAAGCAUCAAGUUUGUACCCCUGGAGGCACCACCAUUGCAGGUUUAUGUGUCAUGGAGGAGAAAGGCGUGAGGAGUGGAAUCGUCAAGGGCGUGGAAGAAGCAGCUGCGGUUGCCUCGCGCCUCGGAAAGAAAUAG